AUGAAAUUGGAAUCGGCUUUCCCGUCAAUCCAUCUUCAAUCGACACUUGUCGGAAAUCACAUCAAUGAGUUGUUGAGAUAUGCGGAAGUGCAGGGUCGUGUCGUGAUCAUCACUCUCUUUGCCUCACUAUGCACCGUGCUUCCCGUCGGAUAUAAUAUGGUGGUGCUCAAUGUGCCCGAAAAGAGCAUACAACAAGCACUAAACGAGAGUUUCAUCGAGACAUUGGGAGUGGUUCUCGACAUGAAAGGAUUGAGCAUCUUUUGGUCGAUCACCGUCGCCGCGCAGAGCAUUGGGGCACUCAUCGGUUGUGCUCUCGUCAUCCCACUCGAUCGACAUUUCGGCGCGAAAACGUGUCUCCUCUCCGUGGCCUCAUCCUGUCUCUUAUUGGGUUCUUUCGUGAUGGCGUGUGCUCAAUGGCUAUCCUUUCCACCGGCUUUAUUACUCGGUCGAAUCCUAAGCGGCAUUCACACAGGCCUCGUCUGUGCUUUUGUACCGUUGUUCAUCCAAGAAGUUGUCCCACAAAAGAUUAAGGGUUCCCUUUCUUGUUCAAUUCAUAUCGGUGUUUGUGUGGGCUCUGCAGUCGCGGCCCUCCUCUCCCUUCCAUUCAUGCUCGGUUCUCCGUCAACUUGGGGACUCCUCCUGCUUUUUCCGGCUAUAUUUGGUCUUGUCGCGCUGAUUUCUUCAUUUUUCAUGCCAGAGACUCCGAAUCGUCUCCUCCACGCCGGCUCCUAUACAGCAGCCGUCGAUUCGAUCAAAUUUUAUUACGAUCUCGACGUUGACGACGGUGAAGUGGCAAUUCAGGAGUACUGGAGUCUCGUUCCAGAAACGCCAGAUCAAAUGCCUUUAUGGACAGCACUGAGUACUCCAUCAAUCGCCAAGGGGAUUCUUCUUGGCGGAGUCGUCAGUGCGACACAGAUAUUUUCCGGCAGCAUGGCCACAAUCUCAUACUCGACAAGCAUGUUCACAGCGGUUUCUUUCAUCGAUGCAUUGAUCCCUUUUCUCCCAGCUCUCGGCAGUAUCAUUUCGAUUAUUCUCACUCUUCCCUCAUUGCAAUUGGUCGAGUCUCAUGGUCGUCGUCCGCUUCUCCUCAAAACUUUGGUUCUAUGUUUGAUCUCAGACGUGCUUUUUCUUAUUUUUUCGUUGCUCGCCGUGAAUCCAGAAGAUUGGUGGGCUUCAUGGCUAUUCGCUGCCACUUUUCUCCUCUAUGGCAUCGGAUACAAUCUGGGCACUGGACCAGUGGCCUAUUUUUUGGCGGCUGAACUCGUUCCACCCGAAGCCUCAACCGCUUCAUUGGGAGUGGCGGUGGCUGUGAAUUGGGCGAGUUCUUCGCUCACAACUCUCGCUUUUUAUCCGCUCAAUCAAUCAAUUGGUGGAUGGAGUUAUAUGAUAUUUAUUGUGCCCAGUACCUUUUUCUUGGCGUUUCUUUGGCGAUUUUUACCCGAAACUCGGCACAAUUACACCGUGAAACCAAAUGAGGCUUCGAACUUUUGCGAGGUUGCCUCAACUCCAUACGGGACUUUUGAAGAAAGACUUCUAGCUGACUUGGUUGAU
This is a messenger RNA of Mesorhabditis belari, 1551 nucleotides long. Lineage: Eukaryota; Metazoa; Nematoda; Chromadorea; Rhabditida; Rhabditidae. The record is from the annotation of a GenBank genome assembly.